UGCUGAUCAAAAAUAGCCAUUAUGAAAUUGUACCGCCCCCCGUUUUGAGCAAAAGUCGAAUCAAAAAGAAAGAGAAACUGAGCUACUCAUGACAUUUCCCUAUUUUUCGGAACACCACACCGAAAACACACAGAAGCGCCCAAAUCGUGGCACUACCUUCCCAGCCUUUCCGACUGUGAUCUCCGCUAGUAACGUGUACGAAAAGACGAUGGCUACAGCACAGCAGACAUCAACCAGCAGCAGCGGCAAACCGAAGGAUAAAAAAUCCCAAGAGGAGAUCUAUGCCGAGUUCCAGCAGCUGCGAAAUCAACAACGAAAUUUGAUUAAUAAUCUCAACACACUCGAGAUGGAUCUCAAAGAACACAAAACAGUGAUCGACACACUGAAAACAGUUGAACCGGGACGAAAAUGUUUCCGUUUGAUCGGAGGAGUUCUAUGCGAGCAGACGGUGGAAGUCGUGUUGCCACAGCUGGUGCAAAACAAAGAGCAGUUGGAGAAGCUCAUCGAAAAUGGAAAAGACCAAAUCAGCAAGAAAGGAGUCGAAAUUAAUCAGUUCAAGGAUGAGUACAAUAUUAAAAUUCGAGGUCAAGACUCAGCACCUGCAGCCGCUAGCGAGAAGGAAAGUACCGACGAUAAGACCCCCGCUUCCGGGAAUCGUAACGUGUUAGUAGGAAACCUGUAAAGAAAAGCUGCUUUCCACCGUUCCUACUAUUGAAUUAUACUUAGCAUCUGAGUGGGAUUCAUCCCAUUCCGCACUCGCUUGCACUGCAGGACUAAGGGGCGACGCUAUGCCCUGUGGUUGUAAUAAUUGCUAUUAUUUUUCCUUCACUUCGUGUAAGUUGCGAUUUUCGCUGGUCGGAACGGCAAGACGAUCUCCGUUUUAUUGGCACCCAAAGUAAUGUUCUGAUCGUGGUAGUCGAGAGAAGAAGUGAUAAAAGGAGGAUUAUAGGACUCGUUAAUGCAAAUAUUACAAACCCUUUUAAUUAUUUACAUAAUUGCUAAUCAUGUAGGAAUUAAUGUGUCUAUGUAACACGAAUAAAUCAGAGAUCACCCAUAAUUUAAUAAACACUAACGAGAAGAAUUAUUUUUUCAAACCGGUCUUGACCACUUUGUCGGUUGAAAAAAAUUGAACUUAACAAAA
Toxorhynchites rutilus septentrionalis is the source of this 1141-nucleotide messenger RNA. It is a transcript of the gene Pfdn2, whose product is annotated as probable prefoldin subunit 2. Lineage: Eukaryota; Metazoa; Arthropoda; Insecta; Diptera; Culicidae. The transcript has 3 exons. The coding region runs from base 89 to 682 and encodes 197 amino acids. Gene Ontology annotation, molecular function: protein folding chaperone. Gene Ontology annotation, biological process: protein folding. The record is from RefSeq and is a predicted model, not a curated record. Gene Ontology annotation, cellular component: prefoldin complex; cytoplasm.